Messenger RNA from Cicer arietinum (chickpea), 1077 nucleotides. Its product is annotated as SPX domain-containing protein 4. Gene Ontology annotation, biological process: cellular response to phosphate starvation. Lineage: Eukaryota; Viridiplantae; Streptophyta; Magnoliopsida; Fabales; Fabaceae. The record is from RefSeq and is a predicted model, not a curated record.
AGACAAAUUUCUAUGUUACAAACCAUUGAAGAAGCUUCUCAAACAUCACUUGCCGACAACAACAACAACAACAACACCCAUUAAUCUUCAUCUUCACUUUCUUCAACAACCCUUUUCUCCAAACAUCUUGCAAUCUUGGUUCCUGAAUAUUCUUAAUCAAGAGCUUGAAAAAUUCAAUGAUUUCUAUGUUGAUAAAGAGGAAGAGUUUGUUAUCAGAUUUCAGGAACUCAAAGAGAGAAUUGAGCAUCUCAAAGAAAAAAGCUUUAAGAAUGAAAAGUACACUUAUGAUUGUGAAUUUAGUGAAGAAAUGAUGGAUAUUAGGAAGGACUUGGUUACCAUCCAUGGAGAGAUGGUGCUUCUAAAAAACUACAGUUCCUUAAACUUUGCAGGACUAAUUAAAAUUUUGAAAAAGUAUGAUAAAAGAACCGGUGGGUUGUUGCGUCUCCCUUUCACACAAGUUGUUCUUCGACAACCUUUUUUCACUACCGAGUCUCUGACAAGGCUGGUUCACGAAUGCGAGGAAAAUCUUGAGCUACUCUUUCCACUACAAGAAGAAGUAAUUCAAUCAACUUCUCAUCCAGAACGCGAGUCUAGACCAUCAAUAGAUAAUGCAUCAAAUACUUUACCUGAGCCUGAGGCAUCCUCAACUCUCGGAGAGGAAACCGUUCAUUUAUAUCGUAGCACUCUUGCCGCUAUGAGAGCCAUAAAGGGUCUUCAGAAAGCGAGCUCGACCUGCAAUCCAUUUUCCUUUUCUUCUUUAUUUAGCAACCAAGAUGAUGAUAGCAAUGGCGCUGUAACUGCCGAAAACUCUGCAGCAAAUUCUCCGGCUACUUUGCAAGAUGAGGAAGGAACUGAUAAAGAGGACAAUGACUAACCCUUUUUCUUUUAGGGUUGUUUUGUUUCAUACUUGUUAGUUGAAACUAAAUGAAAUUUUAUCUCUUUGUGGGCAUAAUAAAGAGUAAAUUAUACGCGUAAAUAAUGAGAUGUAUUUUGUUUAGCAUCUAAUUUGGAAAAUAAUACUUGAACAUUGUUUUUUUUCACUCUUCACUUAUAUAUAACUUUGUAUGCUUGUUACAA